AUGAAUGAGGGAUCAGGUACUGAUGAUUCAAGCUCUAAUGAAUACAGCGAUUCGGAUGACAUAAACUACGUGAGACCUGUUUAUCAAAGUCCAGAUAAUAGUAUUAAAAAGAAAAAAAGUACUAAGCGACCUAAUAAAAGCUUACUUAAUAAAGUUUAUUCUAAUUUAAAUUUAGAGGAAGAACCCAAAUUAAAAUUUAUCAAGUUCAAGCGUUUUGAACGGGACAUCAAGUCUCCAGCUAAAAUCAACUCUUUCAGAACUCAGCAACACUUUAAUGAAACCGUUAAAGAAUAUGGGGAAGAUAUAGCAGGGUACAAAUUUCUUGUAACUGGUCAAGAAUUUGAGAAGUUAGAAAUGAAAAACAAGUCAAAUCUCAAUAAAAAAUCUUCUGAAGGGUUUGCUAAGCUUGAGAAAGAGCAGAGAACAAUUAAUGAAUUGUUAAUGAAUGCACCCGCUAGGAAUAUAGAUAAUAUAGAAAUGCAAUUCCCCAUUGAUCUUCUUGAAAAAUAUUGGGAUGCCGAAGAUAACACUUUGACGAUUGUGCCUGUAUUUGGCAAAGGUUCAUUGUUAGAUAUUGAGGCAGAUGAUAUUAAUAGUGAAUCGAUCUCGGAGUUCUAUGAGAAAAGCUGUCACCAUUUCUCAAGGGAUCUGAGAAGUGUUUUGAAAGCAGAGCGCGUUAGAUGGCACCCAGAUCGAGUUUGCAAUGCAUUGAUUAGAUCUCAAUUGGCUGUGAGUAUUGAUGUAUAUCGAAAGAUCAAUAAAAUAUUUCAAAUUAUCAACGAGCUUUGGGGUAACGAACGUUAA
Tetrapisispora phaffii CBS 4417 is the source of this 804-nucleotide messenger RNA. RefSeq lists its product as uncharacterized. The record is from RefSeq and is a predicted model, not a curated record. The transcript has a single exon. The coding region runs from base 1 to 804 and encodes 267 amino acids. Lineage: Eukaryota; Fungi; Ascomycota; Saccharomycetes; Saccharomycetales; Saccharomycetaceae.